Molecule: messenger RNA, 204 nt
Organism: Auanema sp. JU1783
Lineage: Eukaryota; Metazoa; Nematoda; Chromadorea; Rhabditida; Rhabditidae
Source: the annotation of a GenBank genome assembly
AUGUAUCUGAGGGUAAUCUCACAGUGUCCAAAAGACUUAAGCUUUACCAAUUAUGGAGCAACAUUCGGUUUGGAAAUAGUUCGACGAAUGGUAGUACCUAGACUGAACUUCGAAACGUGUUACGAUGUUACUAAGGAUACGUCCAAGUGGCCAAUCACAGUGGAAUUAGCCGAACAACCUUACUGUGGACUGACUGAGAUGUAG